Colletotrichum lupini is the source of this 1656-nucleotide messenger RNA. RefSeq lists its product as uncharacterized. The transcript is spliced from 8 exons. NCBI's taxonomy places the organism in Eukaryota, Fungi, Ascomycota, Sordariomycetes, Glomerellales, Glomerellaceae. The record is from RefSeq and is a predicted model, not a curated record. Bases 1 to 1656 code for a protein of 551 amino acids.
AUGGACGGAUCUGCCAACGGAAUGGCGAAAGAGCACGCAACUACAAGCCCCGCAGCCAUCAGCGCUGCUUCGCAAGUCGAAGGCGUCAAAUUCCGUACGAGUGCCGGACGGCACGAUUCCAAAGCCAACACCCUACCUUAUGAUGAAGACCAGUCAUCACACGUUUCGACAUGGACAUUCUGGUUCGAUACACGAUUUUUUGUGCCAUCAAAUGUCGCCCGAUCACUUGCUGGUACACUGACAGAACCCCGGACUGGCUCGGCGGGCUUACAAGGAACACCGCCAAAUGACCGAAGUAAUGGCCGAAUAGAAAGUCGGCUGCCGGGUCCGAGCCCGGCCAGUUCGGAGUUGGCGUAUGUGGUAGAAACAUAUCCCGAAAGUCACCAAUUCCAACUGCUCUAUUCUCAUCAGGGCGGCCUUGCUGCAGCGAAAGAUCCGAGAAUGUGUCUUGCGACUCUAGUAAAUGUCGAUACACACAUUCACGUCCUCUCUUUCGGCAGCGACUGCAUAUGUUUUGUCUUCAUUACACUGGGCAGCUUGUUAGCUUUGACACGGGAUCGCUGCGACGGCAUUGCAACGGGCACAAUUGCCACACACUUCCUCCGGUUACUGUCGCGGACUGACUGCUACAGGAGAGCUACAAGCCGUAGUAACCAUUCGUCAUGGUCAGACUUCCUCUUCAAUGAGUUCCGUGAAGCAGCUCUGCUUCUCGCCGCUGCUUUGUGGCACCCAGCUGUGUCGCUGCACAACAUGGUCCCUCCAGCGCCCUGGAAUCAAUAUCCAACAACAGUCAAGGUGCCAGAGUGGUUAAUGGGCUGCCCUGCUAUCGGAUUUUCUGAUUUCAGCUUAGGCAGUGGCUUCGGUCGCGCAGGAAAACCUUCCUUGUCAAACUCGUGUGGGAGGGCUAUCGAAUUCAUUCAAAAUGCAUGGAAGAUGACACCAGGAUACCUUGUUGGUUGGGACGCGCCUGGUGGGCCUCGUUCGCCUGUCACCGAAUUUACUCUUACAAGCGAUACUACCAUGGAGCGCAGCAAAUGCGGCCGACCUCCUGGCUGGCUAUCGACCGAAAUACCUCGGUGCCAAAUCAACACGACUCCCCCUCGCAUCAUCAUUAGGGGCCGCUUGUCAUUCGACCUACGACGGAGUGCUAGAUUGCAUCUGUUGUACUUUAGCUACACGAAGAAACGGCGGACGCCUCGCCAGGGAGUCAAUUGGAGACGUGAGGGUUGCAUCCGCGCCGUCAGCAACCCCAAAAAGGAAUCUUAUCAAUUCCCUUCCAACCAUCCUGCCAAACAAUCAACACUGGUCGUCGAGAUGCCACGGGCAUGCAUGGGUAGCCUGAAUUUUGAGUGCUGCCGAGUUAUCCGGUGGCUAGGAUCCCAAAACGCAUCUAGCUUUGGGAAAUGCAACAUUUGCAUUCGAACGAGCCGACGGACGGAAAAGGAGGCCCGACGUCAAACUCCGGUCUGCCAUCCCAUUUUUUCUCGGCUCGACUCCAGGCUUGACGUGAAAUCAUUCCCUUUCUGCCAGGCCAGUGCACGGGGGCUGCACCUCAACAGCAGCGAAAAGGUUGGGAAUCCACCUCUCAACGCCGCGUCGAAGUGGGACGAUUCUUUCCAAAGGAGGACGCAUCUCGGAGAAAUGGAAGUUGCUUAG